Sarcophilus harrisii (Tasmanian devil) is the source of this 8438-nucleotide messenger RNA. It is a transcript of the gene ALMS1, whose product is annotated as ALMS1 centrosome and basal body associated protein. The transcript has 19 exons. Lineage: Eukaryota; Metazoa; Chordata; Mammalia; Dasyuromorphia; Dasyuridae. Gene Ontology annotation, cellular component: cytosol; centriole; centrosome. Bases 909 to 8123 code for a protein of 2404 amino acids. Gene Ontology annotation, biological process: regulation of centriole replication. The record is from RefSeq and is a predicted model, not a curated record.
UUUGCUUUGCUGAUAUCAUUAGUAAAUAUUGUUUGUUUAAAAAAACCAGUCUCUUUGAGAGAAGUGAUUUGUUUGCCCUUCUACUUUAUUCCAAUCAGUAUUAAUCAGUUUUUGAGAUUCUAUAUAAAUCACAUAGGGACAAAAAGGUUCUUAAAAUGGAUCUCAAAUUUCAAUGUAAUAUUCACUACUUGUUUACCAAAUUAUGAGGCUCACUUGCACAACCAUGAGAAUGCUGACAAGAUAUCUCCUUCCUGUUUUACUCCAAUCCCAAAGUCCAAAUUCAGUGGGGAUGGGAUAUAUUGAUGCUUUGCAGAGUCCCUCAACUUAUUUUUCUACUUCUGAACCAUUUUUUUCUUGCUCAACACAAAUAGAUGAACAUUUUAUGACUGCUUAGUAAGUGGAGAUGCCCUUUGCUUCACCCAAUCUGUGACACUUCUGCUAAUCUAUCAUUUUUGGCCCUCAAGAACAAGCUCUAUCCACCAGUGAGAUUCUGCAUUUCGUCAUGCUUUUGCAUAUUUGGAUAUCAAACCCUCUAAAAACAAGUACCGGAAGAAGAGGGCAUCUCAAAUCAUGAGGAAGAUCUGAGGAGAUUUUAAUGGAAGGGACCAUGGACCCUUUACUAAGUACCAUUGGCUCAGAGCUCUGCCUCUGUCUCUUUUAUCGUAGUUGGACAAUUUUAAUCCCCACACUUUUUUUGCUUCUUAUUCUAGGCAUCAAUGAAAAAGAGCAGUGAGAGGCAUGAACAGACUUGGGAAGUGCAUUUUCACUUGAGAUUUGUGAAUAAUGUAGAUCUCUUUUGACUGGAAGAGGAGAAAUUAAUCAGUUCUCAAAGCAUCUUUGGUUCUAAUAUCCAUCUAAAAGUUUCCCCCCAUCAUUCUUUCAUUAAUUUAUGCAGCAGCUGAGAGAGGAUGGAAUCUUGGCAGCCCCUUAAAGAAGAAGUGGAAAGUACCCACAGCCUGCUUACACCUGCGACCAGGCUCAGUAUGAGAAGGGAAGACAGUGAUCUGUCUGAAUUUCCCUCUGUGGAGGAGGGAGUUCUGAUUAUACCCGAAGAGGAUGGAAAGGAAUGGGCUGGAGAGGCUUCAUGUAUCCCAUUUUUAGCCACUGAGGACAGAAUUACCUCCUCCCGUAUCCCAUUGUUGGAAUCAUCUCUGACCCCCAGGGUUUGGAACGAGACUCUGUUUCAGCAGAGUGAGUUGGAGUUCAUACCUCUGAGGGGGAUUCCGGAUCUAUCUGAAGUUUCAGAAUCUGACUCCAGACAGGCGCAAGUCAUGGAAGCCUUGUGUCCGCCCUCUGAAAGGUCUUCUGACGUGGGCCCCCGCAGGGUGUCGCCUCAGGAGAUGGCGGGCAUCGUUGCCCGCAGUCGGGGUGUGCAUUUCCCUCAGCAGCAGGGGAAGAGCCAGUCUGCUGCUUCCCCUGAGACGGGCAGCAAGCUGCUCACCUCGUAUGGCUCAGACAGUGUCCAGACCCUGGCUUCUCCUGUGUCCCUGAGGAGGUGGCCGACUUCCCUGCCCACUGGGCAGAACCCGAGCGGGCCCACAGAGGAUGGGGCUUCUCUGGACCACAGAAUUUCACAUGCUUUCCUCUCUCCUUGCCUAGAGAAAAAUGGACUCGAUUUUUCUUUAUCUUCAGCUAGCUCUCUUUGUGAGCGGUAUAAGAACUUAGAAGAGUAUAAGAUGAAGUCCAAACUGGAUUGUUUGCAGUCAAAUGAAAGCCAAGUUAAAAGGUCGGGGCAGGCGGACUCUCUACUUUCAGAAGGAGAGCUCUCUUCCAAGUUUACAUCCCAUUCCUUGUGCCCUGGAGCUUCACAAGGCCAGUCUGUGCAGAAUCCUCCAGGGCCUCAUGUAAAAUUUUCAGGGCACGAUGACAAUCCUAGAGCAGGAUCUUCUGGCGUUACUUUUCCCUCUAGCAGCCACCAUUCUGUGAGAUUUAAGUUGGAUGAUGUGCCAAAAUCAGGCCCAAAGGAAGGUCUUGAUGCAAAUGAAAAUCUGGCCUUCCAUGAGAUUGUGGCCUCUAUAGAGCCCACAGCGAGCAAAAACCCCACCGCCAUUCAGAACUUACUAGAUUGGAAGCAACACAUUUCUCCCUUGAGAACUCCCUUGAGUUCUCAAACUGAAAAGUCUUCAUCCGGACAAGUACCUGAGCCACUCUGUCAGUCAACUCCUGUGGUAAUUCCAGCCCAAAAUUUCACUCCACAAGCGGCUCAGAGAGUAAUUUCUGCCCCUUCAAAAGUUCAGCCUCCUUUUGUUUCCCCAAAUGAAGAAUUACCACACUCUAGCCCAAGAAACCUUGCUGCUUGGAAAUGCCAACCCUCUUCAGAGAAUCAGGAUGGAAGCAGUGGGCCUAGUGAGCAGCCUGUUGGCAAUCUGCCUUAUGUUUUAUCACUGAGUCAAGGUUUUUCUCCUACAUUGAUGAACAUGUUACGCCGCGAUAUUUCGCGUAGUUUUACACGUCAAGGUGAAGCUUCCCAGUUGAGGGUGACCUUUAAGGACCAUGCGCUUCAGACAGAUUUAGUUAGGGAAGAUGACAGCAGUGCUCAAGGUCCACAGCUGGAUGAAAACGGCAUCAUAUUCAGUGGAAGAGUUGCUGAAAUGCUCAGAGAUGAGAAGUAUAAUGUGAGUGGCUUACUCAAGACGAAGGAGCCUCUCCAAAACAGCCCGCUCCCCUUAGGAGGCCCAGAAUCUUGUUCUGCUUUUGCUGACCAGUUCAGAGGUGGCCCCUCAAAAGCCAGCAUUCCUCCUUUGGCUUUUCCUCAGACCAAGCUUGAUAAGAGCACGUCUACCACUGACGACGACCCAGAAUCUGCAGAACCACUGCUUGAUGGUACAGAGCUCAGACGGUACCAGGACCGCCCUUCACCAGCACCACCUGAGAGAGAGGCAAGCCAUUGUUUUAUUGACUCCCACCCAUCUGUUCCUGCAACAACGUCUGUUCCAGUACGGGUUGAAGAGUCUCAGUCACUAUCUCCUGAUCCGUUGAGGAUAUAUUAUAGGAACCCAAAGAUCACUUCAAAUGUACGUUCCAACUUUAAUUCUGGCGUCUCUCAUGUCACUUGGUCCAUCCCUGUGGAGCCCGGCUCACACCAAGAUUUACCAAUGCUCCCUGAGACAUCACAGCGUCCGGAUUCCCGGGGGCAAACUCUCAGUCAGAUUGAGAGUACCCCAGAGACCUCCUCUAAGGCUGAGGAGAAAUCAUUUCCCCCUGCUAAUUUCAGUCAUAAAGGGGAUUUCGGAAUCAUUUCCAAACGUGUCCAAAAGCUCAUAGAUCAUUGGGAUUCCCGUCUCCUUGAUGGCGGGGCCCAUGCUACGCCUUUGCCUGUACCCACAUCGAUGUCUGUGGGUCAAUAUAGAAAGGAAGGCAUGGUGACAGUUUCAGACAUUAAGGAGACCCCUGUUUCUGUGCCUCAAGAUGGAAAGAAAGGCAAGGGGCUGUCUGAAAAUGAAGGGAAAAUGGACAGAGGCCUGCACACCCUUCUGGUGGAGGCAGAAAGUAUCGCACGGAAGCGGUUUAGCAAUUCCCCGGGUCUUCACUCUGACCUCCUCUCUUCUCGGCUCAGCAGAGUGGAUGACAGCAGGAAGGCCCCUUUGGCCAAGGACUCCAUAGCGCUUUCCCAGAGGUCUGCACGGGAUGACAAUAGGAUCCCUGCUACAACAGUGGAGACUAAUGUGGCAAAUCACUUGACUUCCCAGAGGGAUACUGGGAAAACUUCAGUUCGGGAAGUGGCAAAUAAAGCCAGAGGAGCCUCGCGGCAGCCCCUCAAACACUAUGACACAGCCCGGUCGGUGCCGAGGUGUGAGCCCGACCGGAGCAGCACCUUCGCUGGGCCCGAAAUAUCAGGGCCGGGGACCCCUCUGACAAGCAGCCAUUCGAGUAGAGACUCUCCCCGCGCAAGAGCCUCUUACGUUUGGGAUCCCAUUUGCGAUGGCUUUUUUGGGUACCUGCCACAUAUCCCAGCCCAUGUGUGCAUGGGAGAUCUCCAAGACAGAGAGACGACUUAUGAGAGUGAUGAUGGCUGCAGCAGUGAGGAUUCCUUGGCCGCCCAUGUGCGCCAUCUUCUGAGAUGUGAGCCUCCGGAGUGCUUCGCCACACAGAUGCUGCGCAAUGCUGAGGAGGAGGAGUGCAGGGUGCGCGCCCGGGCAUGGUGUCUGAAGUUUAAUUUGGCGACGGAAUGUGGGGACUGCAUGACCGAACUGAAUGAAGCUGAUCUGAGGAAGGUGGAAGAGAUCAAGGCUAGCAUGUUUGGCUGUGGGAGGCCACUGGACUUAUUUCAGGGUUUACCAUGUCCAGUGGGGAUAAGAAAUAUCUCAGAAAAAUGUGAUCAUUUCUUUAUUGAGGCUCAUGAAAAUGGCUGGUUCAGACCUAUGGCUAAUGAACAAUUUGGUAACUCUUGUCGGGAAUUUAGAUCUAAUGAGUAUGCAGAGAUGAGCCAGACUCAGCCGAUGGCAUCUUGGACUAAGCGAUGCGGCAGUCAUGCAAAGUCAGCUCUCCAAACUUCUCAGUCGAAAGCUUGGAGCUUCUCUGGAUCGGGAAGUCAUCAGCCAUUCCUGAGCUCCACAUCUGAUGAGUCUCAUUAUGUUAGCAGGGAGUCUCCAAGGUCAUUACAUGAAGAAAUGGAGACAAAGGAGGUGGAAUCGGUGGGACCUGCUGCUGUGUCCUCCCGAGAACCCAUCAGUCCUCCAUCUCGUCCUUCUUCCAAAUCUUGCUCUGAGGCCUUCAGACAUUCCCUGUGUUGUCCCAGUGCUCCAGUUGUGGUCCGAAGUGAUCGAGGACAAAGCCUGCCUGCUGUCACAUGGAGAGCUAACAGGCCCGUGUCCAAGAGCCCCCUCCCGAUUUCAAACAUGAUACUGGCAACUGCCGUAAGGAAAGAUCCAGGGCUUGUGGGAAAUCACCAUGAUCGGGCGUCUGGCGAUUUGUCUGUAGUCACCACAAGUUUAAAAGAAAAAGAAUCCCCAGCAGCGCCAGCUAUUACAACUACUGCCAAGCCUCAGGCCAGUGUCAAAGAGAGCCUGCUUUUGGACAAACAGGACCUUGCCAGAUGCAUGAGUCUCAAGUCACUUGGAAUACAUGACAAAGGUAUAAGGGUAUCUGAAGAAUUCCCUCCCAGCAUUUCCCCUAAGGAGCAAGCAGAGCAUUGCCAGCCUAGGAGUGUCCCACCUACGGAUAACAUGGUGGGUCCUGGAUGCUCCUUGCAGACUUCUCUUUCUCAGCAUCAAGCUAGUUCCGUGGAAAGGGAGGAUCAGCUGAAGCAAAAAAUGCACUCUUUAAUUGUGGCAAAUGUUGAAGCUGAGUCGAGCAUGACAGUCCGUCCAAACUCCCCAACUCCAGGAGGAGAAACAUCACCUGUCCCUUCUUCAGUUUUAUCCCCCAAACAAAGAGCAGUCUCUUACCUUCGUAUAACCCUCUCCCCCAAGACUUCUAAUGCCAAACUGGAUGAUGAAAUUUUAAAGAAAAGAGAGCAUGAAUUGGACAGUGGUGCUAGAACAGGACUUAAUGAUUCAUUAAGUACCUCAAAGUCAAGAUGUCUUGUGCCACUGGAACCAGCCCCUAAAGAAUUGGCUAUUAUACCAUUAUCAGAUAAAGAAGAAUUUGUAAAUGGUAUAUAUCACAAGAAUAGCCAGCCUUCAAAAUCCUUUUCAAGACAUAUCCAAGUAAAUAUUGCAGAUUUGGAAGCAUAUUCUAAAGGAAUCCAGAACACACAAGGCCGUGUAACGUCACAUAACUUAAGGAAUGCAGACUGUGACACUUCUCUCAAGCUCUCGUCAGAUGCUGUCACUCAAAUAACAACUGAAAGUCCAGAAAAAACCACAUUGUCAUCAGAGAUUUUUAUUAAUUCUCAGUCUCACAGCAUUCUUAAGAAGCCAUCUCAUUACCCAACUGCUCAGUUUUCACUGCUGCCCUACAAGCCUCCUGGGAGUGCUGAAAUGUACUAUGUUCCACACUUAACGGAACCCCUCCAGUAUCCUGUCGCCAAAUCAGACACCACUCUUGAAAGCACCCACUCAGGCUCCAAUGAUGCCAUUGCUCCAGAGUUCCCUCCUGAUGCUUUGGGCACAAGGGAUGAGAACGUGUGCGACAUUGUAACCAUUAAGCACAAGGAGGGCAUCUAUAGCAAGAAGACCGCGUGUAAGUCAGCCUGGACGGAAGAACAGAAUCCCCCCCCAGAAAAAGCCUCAGAAUCUAAAAAUCAUUUGGAACUUGAAAAUACAACCCACUCUGUGUUCAAAUCGGCCCAGUUUUACUUUCACCAUCCAGUGCACCAUCAGCAUGACCAUGACUUCUCCUGCUGUGAGCCCUGGGGAAGGGGAACUUGCCGGACCCAUUCCAGAAGAGAUUUCUUCCCUUACACAGACAAAGACUCUAGUUUCUGUCCACCUUAUGAAACCUCUGCAGAUGAGCACAGAUUCUUGCCCUUACGGACUGAUGUGGAUUACAGCAGGGUAGAGAGGUACCGCUGGAACAUCACGGACAACCGAGUGCCAGGGGCCCGGCAGAGGCCCGAGGAGAACCUCCAAGGUGACAGUAAAGUGAGUGCUGCCAGAGAGACUGCUCCACGGACCCUUGAGCCCAGCCGGUCUCUGAAUGAGCUCUGGAACAGGUUUCAGGAACGACAGAAGCAGCAGAAACCGCUCGAAUCCCGCUCCUCAGAUGACUUGUCCUUGGUUGAGCGCCUCGAUCGCCUCGCAAAGAUCCUUCAGAAGCCCAUGAUGCUCUCUCUGCAGGCUUCCACGUCUGCCCGAGAUGAUCGCAAAGGGGAGAGUGCACGGCAGCAGCCAAGGAGGAAGCACCAGCCAAAGAAGAGAGACCCAAGUGAUAAAUCCAGUUCUCCGUCCCGGUCUUCCUUUAGACUGUUGGGGGGUGACCCUAUGAUGCCCACCCUUGCCCAACAGCCCGGGCUGGAUUCUGUAAGCUUGAUCUCUUCGGAUUCCAGGCCUUCCCCCGAGCCUGCCGAGCCUGCAUCGGAGUCAGACGUGAGUGCCCAGACUGACGGGGAUACGGGCCCCCUCCGAGAGGUGAGCAGUGACAUGUCCUUCGCUAGCCCUGCCCGGACAGUCCAGACACAAACGUAUGAGGUACCUAAGCGGCAGCAGAAGCCCUUGUCCGAAAGGCAGAGAGAGGGCAGUAGGAAAGUAGCCAAGUGGAAGAAAACGCCCCCAGCUCCUCAGGUCAGAAGGAGAGUCCUGCAGGUGGAUGCUAUCAUAUCCUCGGACUCGUUCUCAACUGCCAGUAGUACUUGGAGUUCUAGCUCCAGCCCCAAGGAGAAGCACAAUGUCCGGAUGUUAAAUAAGGGCGUCCAAACGGGGGAAGUGGAGAUUGUGAGAAGUACAAGAAAACACACUCGAGAUUUUGGGGUGACUUUUCCAACCCCAAAGUAUAACGCGACUGGUACAAGAGGAGACAGUUGCAUGAACAAUUCGAGUCCAGGAAGCAAUUUAGAAGACAAGAAGCCUCUGACAAUUUACAUGUGGACCAAGAAGCCGAGGAGAAGUAAACCACAUUGCUGUGAAGGGGUUUCCUGGUUCAUCCCUGCCGAGAACCCCAGGCAGGCCAAGAAGGAAAACCAGCCCGGCCCUGGCCCCUCCUGGUUUGCCCCCCUGAUUCACAGCAAGCCCUGGCGGCAGCCCCUUCGGGAGAAGAACUGGCAGACGGAGAGUAGCAGUGGGCGGCAGGCUGGGCUGCCGGGCCUCGAGCAGGACAAGGAGGCCCCUCCGCGCUUUGUGAAGGCGGGCCUGCAGGAGUCCCUGGAGAGGCUGCGGCCCGACUUCAUCUCCCGCUCCAAGGCUCGAGUGAAGCGGCUGAGGCUGAUCACGGAGGAGCGCAAGCUGCAGCGCCUGCUACAGAGGGAGCGCGAUCAGCUGUUCAACACUGAGGAGCAGCAGAGGGAGUCCCAGGACAUGGCCGGCUUCCUUUCUAAGAAAGGUUACGUGACUAUGAGGAACAGGAUAAUAACCAAGAAGGAAAUGGUCCAGCGAUCCAAAAGGUUGUAUGAGCAGCUUCCUGAGGUGAGGAAGAGGCGAGAAGAAGAGCAGAGGAAGUCGGUCUACAGCACUUACCGGUUCAGGGCCCAGCUCUACAAAAUGAAAAUCACCAACCGUGUACUAGGGAGGAAAGUCCCCUGGGAUUGACCAGAAAGUCGAUCUUUGCCUUCUUAAGUCUUGUGGUAGUUUUUGGAAACCCUGACUUCGGUCCAGGUUCAGGGCGUGCUGUGAAUGUGUUGUAGUUGUUUGUGUGUAUGUGUGUGUGUGUGUGUGUGUGUGUGUGUGCUCAAAGGUGUUUUAUGUUCACGUGCACUUGAAUCAUCAUGGCUUUGUAGGCCUUAGGGGAGUCACUGGUGCAGGUGGGGGACCUUCCUCUCCCCUGACUGUUCGGGGACGGCUCCUCCCAGAAGCAGGGCUUUUUUUGUAUGUGUUUUUGUACUUCUGGAAAAUAAAUGAUUUUAG